Messenger RNA from Parathielavia appendiculata, 1730 nucleotides. RefSeq lists its product as uncharacterized. The record is from RefSeq and is a predicted model, not a curated record. Lineage: Eukaryota; Fungi; Ascomycota; Sordariomycetes; Sordariales; Chaetomiaceae. The coding region runs from base 18 to 1445 and encodes 475 amino acids. The transcript has 2 exons.
GGCGUUUCCCGUGUGACAUGAACUCUGCCCGUCUCAUCGAGAUUCUGACCGAGUCCUUCAUCGCCCUCUCAGAUGAAGUGCAGUCGCUGAUUGACCGCAAAACCAUUUUGGAACACAAAUUGCGCUAUGCGCACGAGCAGUACCAAUACCUUGCCGACAAGUAUGCGCCUCGGGAAUCCGAAAUCUUUGAGACGUUAGCAAAGCUGCAGCUCCCACCGGAUCUCCAUCCUGCUCCCACCGCGGCUACCUCAGCCGUGCCCUUGCCAAAACGUGUGCAGGGCGGCACCAAUCAACACCAGCUUGCACUGCUCAUUAGGGAGGGCCGAAAAGCUGCCCAUGAGCUUGCGGCAGGCAUAGCCAGUGCGAAGAGAGUCAGCGAAGGCCGGGAGGACAACGAUCAGUCUACAUCACCUGGCAUGGAUAUUUUAACGUCUAUCUCCACAGUUCUCGAAAAGGAUUUCACGGUCGAGGGCAAAAAAGGCGUUUUGGCCUGCCCCUUCUCGGCCAAGCCGAAUCAAGACGGCGGCUCUUCUGGGGGCGCCGAGCGGGUCGACGUCUUUCAGGGCCCGACCGGCGCUGCCGACCCCACUCCGCACAAGUCCUCUGAUCCCAUCUGCGCUGCCAUGCUCGAAGAAACUGCCGACCCAUCUGCUGCUGUCCCUGCCAAGUGUCCGAUUCGUUUCCUUGACAAGCACUCGCCCGAAGAGAUUGCCCACUACGUUGAAACACACAAGCAUGCGAUCCCCCGGAGUCAUGAGGUUUGCGUCCGGCGAUACCAAAGGAACGAAGAACAAAUAAGAAAGCUCGAUGCCAAAUACGGUAGCCUUGUGAACAUGGUCAAGGACCUAAGCCAGCUCCACCGACCGAUGAUGCCACCAUCGAAAGACGAGCAGAAGGAAGCCAAUAGAGCUUCGAGCCAAACAGUAAAAGACUGGACGCAAACAGUUGUGGCCGGUGAUCCGGGGGUCGAUGAAUCGACCGUAGCUGAGGAACGCGAGACUCGUUUUGACCGUCCACUGAGGGAUGUUCGAGUGGGAGAAUCGCCGAGUCGGCCGUGGGGAAUAUCAGUGCCCUUGGAGGCGGGUCUUCAGCAGCGUGAGCCUUCUCCACCCAGACCUGUCGAAGGCCUAGUGCAGGCACAGCAGGAAUCAGCGGCACCCAAGAAGUGCCCGUUCGACCACACCAAGAUGUUCCGGGGGACUGCCACACACGAGAAUCCCGCCCCUGCUCACCUCAAACUCGGGCAGCCACCCACGCCGGCGAGGAAUGAUUUGCCGCCGCCGAGCACGCCACAGCCCACGUUUGUCAAUCUCCCUGAGGGACCGGCGGCAGCCGGAGAGAAGAACGAGCGUCCGCAGGUUGUAUUCAAUAUUUCCGGCCCCGUCUUCAUCGGAUAUCCCAUGGAGCAGGCCAUUGAGUUCAUGAGACAAGUCCAGGGGCGUUGAUUGGGUUUAUAACGUUUCUCUAGGGACAUAGCGAGCAAGGCGUCGGGGAGAGCAUGGCGAAUUACAACUUUAAUGUUACGUAGGAGUGUGGUGCGCAGCUAGGUGAGCAUUAUACUUGAAUGUGAUACCUCACUUCGACGAAGACUGUACAACGUCGUUCUGCAAAACCGUCUAUCAGUUCUAGAGGCCAACCCAACCAACCCAACCAACCCAACCAACCCACCCAACCCAAGCACCGGUCUGUCCAAACGCACCAGAUGCAGAAGACAAGACAAGAGGAAAUAG